AUGACCAGUGAUAUGGAAACUGAUGCAGUCAGAGUAGAGUCGAGCCUAUGGAUCCAAAACAAACGGUACCGGGCACUGCUGAGCGGAUGGUAUUUCAGCUGGACUGAAGUCGACAAGAAAAACAGAGACAGGAAGACGGUUUCAGUGCCUGUGUCAGAGGUGAUUGCUGUGGAGGAGGGUCAAGUGGACAUUCAACCCCAAAAGAGAGUGGAGGACACAGACCGAGAUUUCACACUGUUUUAUGUAAAACGCAAUAUCAGAAGCAGGGGGCAGUGUACAUCAUGGAGCCUGGGCCGGACCCAGUUCUGCUGUCCCAGCCGUGACCUCCGAGACCAGUGGGUAGGACAACUGAGAACAGCUCUCAAAACCCACAGCCCCUCUCGGCCUCACAGGUUGUUGGUCUUCAUUAAUCCCUAUGGGGGAAAGAAGAGAGGGAAACAGAUCUAUCACUCCUUGGUGGCUCCUCUGUUUGAGCUGGCUGGCAUCAGCUCUCAUGUUGUAGUUACGGACCGCGCACACCAGGCGAGAGACCAUAUCCUGAAGAAAGACCUCACUGGCUUUGAUGGGGUGAUUUGCGUGGGCGGAGAUGGAAUGUUUAGCGAACUGCUGCAUGGCGUGAUUGGACGAACACAACAGGAGGCGGGCAUAUCAGAACAUGACCCGAACGCUGUGUUGCAGCCAUGUGACCUUCAUAUUGGUAUUAUUCCAGCAGGCUCCACAGACUGUGUAUGCUUUGCCACAGUUGGCAUAAACGACCCAGUUACUUCAACCCUACAUAUUAUAAUCGGGGAUUCUCAGCCUUUGGACGUGUGUUCAGUCCAUCAUCACUCCAUGCUGGUGCGCUACUCCGUCUCCCUGGUGGGUUAUGGUUUCUACGGCGACGUACUGGCGGAGAGCGAGCGGCACCGCUGGAUGGGGCCAGUCAGAUAUGACUAUUCAGGCUGCCUGAUGUAUCUGUGUAACCGGAGUUAUCCGGGAAUAGUGGAAUAUCUUCCCGCUGAUCCUCAGCGUUCCAGCCCCCGAGACAACAGCCGCUGCCUCUCAGGGUGUCAUGUGUGUGCUGAGAGCACAGAGAGACUGUUUCCCCAUUCAGACACCAGUUCACUCUACAGCUCGAAGCUCAGCCAGUACAGCAGUGAGUCAGAGGGUGAGUGGGUGAGGGUGGAGGGCAGGUUCAGGUGUGUCUCCCUUACCUGUAUGUCCAGCUCCUGUCCUCGCAGCCCAAAGGGUCUCUCCCCGUCGGCCCAUUUAGCUGAUGGGACAGGAGACCUCAUCCUGGUGCGAGACACAAACCCCCUGGGCUUCCUUACCUACCUGCACAGACACACCACUACUCAGGAUCAGUUUGACCUGCCCUUUGUGGAGGUUCACCGCGUCAAAGCCGUCCGAUUCUCUCUUCCACCUGGAGAAGUGGAGGAGGAAGAAGAUGACCACGAGGAGGAGAGAGGUCGACAGAGCAACACAGAGGAAGGGCCAGAAGAUCCUGAGAAACACUUCAGUCACAAUAUCGACAACAGAAAGAGCAUCUCACAGCAGCACUUGGCAGAGUGGGUUAAAGGCAGAGAGACGGCAAACAGUAAGAAGAGAAAGAAGGUUUUCCUCUGCGGGCCGUGCUGCUCCAAACCUCCAUCAGUGUCGGUGUGGAACUGUGACGGGGAGAUUCUUCCACAGACUGAGAUUUCGUGCAGAGUGCAUGGCCAGUUGGUGAGGCUUUUUGCCAGAGGCAUAGAGGAUGGGGCGGUACCCUGGACAUGCCACGAGGGCAACAGAAACUGCAAAGCGAGGUGUUCUCUACACAACUGA
Chanos chanos (milkfish) is the source of this 1803-nucleotide messenger RNA. RefSeq names its product ceramide kinase. The record is from RefSeq and is a predicted model, not a curated record. Lineage: Eukaryota; Metazoa; Chordata; Actinopteri; Gonorynchiformes; Chanidae. The transcript is spliced from 13 exons. Gene Ontology annotation, biological process: phosphorylation; ceramide metabolic process. Gene Ontology annotation, molecular function: ceramide kinase activity. The coding region runs from base 1 to 1803 and encodes 600 amino acids.